Chionomys nivalis (European snow vole) is the source of this 1473-nucleotide messenger RNA. RefSeq names its product keratin 12 (gene Krt12). The record is from RefSeq and is a predicted model, not a curated record. Gene Ontology annotation, molecular function: structural molecule activity. Lineage: Eukaryota; Metazoa; Chordata; Mammalia; Rodentia; Cricetidae. Bases 10 to 1473 code for a protein of 487 amino acids. The transcript has 8 exons.
AGCCACGCCAUGUCGCUUUCAGUCUGCACCUCUGGACUGUCCAGGAGGUCGUCCUCACAGAAUGGGGCGGCAGGCAGACCUUGGGGUGCAUCUGCUUCUAGUAUUGCCUGUGGCUAUGCGGGAAUGGCCUCUGGCUUUGGAGUCGGCUGUGGGGGGCUCAUUCCUGCUGCAUCCAUGUUUGGCUCCAGUUCUGGCUUUAGCGGUGGCUCUGCAGGCCCCUUACCAGGGCUUGCCACUGCCUAUGGUGGACCUCUGGGAGGUGGCCUGGGAGGGCUGGGCAUGGGAAUAGGGAGAAGCUCUGGUGGUGGGUCUCUGUGUACCCUCUCUGACAAUGAGGGGGGACUUCUUUCCGGUUCUGAAAAAGAAACAAUGCAAAAUCUGAACGAUAGACUAGCUUCCUACCUGGGCAAGGUUCGCGCUCUAGAGGAGGCCAAUGCGGAACUGGAAAGCAAAAUUCGAGAGUGGUAUGAAACACGAAGGACUGGAGGCUCUGGGCCCCAGGGUGAUUACAGCAAAUAUUACCCACUGAUUGAAGACUUAAAGAACAAGAUCAUUUCUGCCAGCGUUGGGAAUGCCCAGGUCCUCUUGCAGAUUGACAAUGCAAGGCUGGCUGCCGAGGACUUCAGGAUGAAGUAUGAGAAUGAGCUGGCACUGCGCCAGACCGUGGAGGCCGACAUCAAUGGGCUGCGCAGGGUGCUGGACGAGUUAACCCUGGCCAGAGCUGACCUGGAGGCACAGACAGAGAACCUGACUGAGGAGCUGGACUACAUGAAGAAGAACCAUGAGGAGGAACUCCAGAGUUUCCAGGCAGGUGGUCCAGGUGAGGUCAAUGUAGAAAUGGAUGCUGCACCUGGGAUAGACCUCACCAAAGUCCUCAAUGAAAUGAGGACCCAGUAUGAAACCAUGGCCGACCAAAAUCGGAAAGACGCAGAGGCCUGGUUCCUUGAAAAGAGCGGAGAGCUCAGGAAAGAGAUCAGCAGCAACACGGAGCAGCUUCAGUCCAGCAAGAGCGAGAUCACCGACCUGAGGCGCAUGGUGCAGAACCUGGAGAUUGAACUUCAAUCCCAGCUCGCCAUGAAGAAGUCCCUGGAAAACUCACUGGCUGAAACCGAGGGCGGUUACUGCUGCCAGCUGUCUCAGGUGCAGCAGCUGAUAGGCAACCUGGAGGAGCAACUCCAACAGUUGCGGGCGGAUGCAGAGCGCCAGAACGCCGACCACCAGCGGCUGCUGGGCGUCAAGGCCCGCCUGGAGAUGGAGAUUGAGACUUACCGCCAGCUCCUGGAUGGGGAGGCGCUUGGCGACGGUUUUGAGGAGAGUUCAUCCCUCGCUGUCUCCAAACCUCAGAGUCAGGCACCAUCAGUCGAAUCCUCAAAAGACCCAAAUAAAACUCGGAAAAUCAAGACAGUUGUGCAGGAGAUAGUGAAUGGCGAAGUGGUCUCAUCCCAAGUUCAGGAACUUGAAGAAGCAAUGUAA